Urocitellus parryii (Arctic ground squirrel) is the source of this 560-nucleotide messenger RNA. Lineage: Eukaryota; Metazoa; Chordata; Mammalia; Rodentia; Sciuridae. The record is from RefSeq and is a predicted model, not a curated record.
UCCCGGUGGGAUUCGGCCGAACGUGCAGCGAGUCCACUUGGCGAGCCCGCAGCGGCUCUGAAAUCUGAAGUGUCCGCCCGGGCGCGGGGCUCGCUGCGCCUCGGGGCCGGACACGCGGCCGGCGGCGGGCGCUGCGUGAGUGGGAUGCCAAUGCCCAGCUCCGGCGCCUGACAGCCUCGCGAGCGCGGCCGGAGUGGUGUUUUCCCGCAUCGCGAGCUCGGAGCCAGGGCAAGGUGCUGGAAGCUCCCAGCUGAAACUGUAUCGAAAUGGCCACAGAAGUCGACCCUCUGGGAGACCAAAAUCAAAGACUAAAUGAAGAUUUUGGGACACAUCAAAUGGAAAAAUUUUCCAAACAUUCAUCUAUACAGAAAACUUUCGUCAAAGGAGAUGGAGAUGACGUAUCAGUAAACUCAGUAGUUGACCAAAGCUUUUUGGCUCCUCUCAUUACUGAGUAUGAUAAACAACUAGAAGAGCUAAAUGGCCAGCUGAAAUAUUAUCAGCAACAGAUGGGUGAGAUGAAACUACAACUUGAAAAUGUCAUCAAGGAAAAUGAAAGGUAG